Camelus dromedarius (Arabian camel) is the source of this 2095-nucleotide messenger RNA. RefSeq names its product C-C motif chemokine 8. Lineage: Eukaryota; Metazoa; Chordata; Mammalia; Artiodactyla; Camelidae. Gene Ontology annotation, biological process: eosinophil chemotaxis; immune response. The transcript has 3 exons. The record is from RefSeq and is a predicted model, not a curated record. Gene Ontology annotation, cellular component: extracellular region. The coding region runs from base 91 to 390 and encodes 99 amino acids. Gene Ontology annotation, molecular function: chemokine activity.
GCAGCCAGAGUAGCCAGAGUUGCAGAGAGACUGAGACCAACUCAGAAACUUCCAACUCUCGCGCUGAAGCUCCCGUGCUCACCCUCCAACAUGAAGCUCUCGGCAUCUCUUCUGUGCCUGCUGCUCACAUCAGCCACCUUCAGCACCCAGGUGCUUGCUCAGCCAGAUUCGGUUUCCAUCCCAAUCACCUGCUGCUUUACAGUGAUCAAUGGGAAGAUCCCCUUCAAGAAUUUGGACAGCUACACAAGAAUCACCAACAGCCAGUGUCCCCGGGAAGCUGUGAUCUUCACGACCAAACUGGGCAAGGAGGUCUGUGCUGAUCCCAAGCAAAAGUGGGUCCAGACUUCCAUGAAGCUCUUGGACCAAAAGUCCAAAACCCUGAAGCCUUGAACCUUCAUACCUGGACUGAGAGCCCAUCGCUGCCUUAGGAAAACCUUAUUUAUUUCCCUCCAAACUUCCCCGGGUGCAGAGUGAUACUAUUUUAUUAGAAUGUCUGAAAAGAGGCUCUUUGUUUAGUAAUUUAAAACACAGUGUGUCUUCAACAAUAUUUAAUUAUAUUUAAGUUAUGGACAUUUUAUCUACCAUAAAUCCUAAUGAAUGUAAAGCCGAGCGUCUCGUGACGGGUUUCUUUUCUGUGAGCUCCAUCAAGGUCACGGCAAGACGGCAUUGCUCUCCCUCCCCCCUGCCUGUAGUACUGUGAGCUCCUUCCACUGAGCACUAGAGUGAAACAUCUCUGUAUUCUUAGGAAAUCAGUGCUCUUGUAAGUUAAAUGUGUGCUAUGUAGUAUUGUGGUUAAUAUUAAUGUUAUUAAAUGACUGUCGAAUUUUCAGUGAAAAAAAUACACAUAAUUUUAAAUUAUUUGGUCUUGUUUUUCAUGGGGUAACACUUAGCUGGGAAGGAGGGAAAUGGCAGCAAUGGGGGACACUUUGGGGUGUGAAGGUCAUCCUCUAAGAAGUCCUUUAGACUCAACUGAGGAUGAGGAAGAACCUAGAAGGACUGGACCAGGUUGUUCCAGUCCUGUGUCUUCAGUCCCUAUCAUCACCUGCCCUUAUUUAUAGACUCUAGACUCCCAUUUCUUUCCUCACCACUCAUAUCUUUGCCCAGUCUCUCUCUUGAUCUCUUGCAACAGUCGUCAGAUUCCUCUCCAUAACCCCAGGUUUUCUCCAUCGAAUCAAUUCUCCAACCCAGAGUUAUAUCCCAGGAAUGAAACCAAAUCUAAGAGGAAACUAGAUGGUCUAUAACCUAGAGGUCCACUUAAGGACACUGGAGAUGAGUCUUCAACGGGAUGGGUCUUGAGAGAUUGGAAUGUGAUGGGAAAUGAAAGGGUUCUUCAGAGCAGGUACAGGAGGGAGAUGAGGCAAAUGGACCAGAGGAAGGAAUCCCAUCUGGCUGGGCUCUGGGAAGACCAAGAAGUUGGGGUUUUAGAAGUACAGGCUGGAACCAGAUUGUAGGGGCUCUUGAAUCAGCAGGUAAUAGAGAUGCACAGAAAGUUUUGAAAUAGGAGAAAAGGAAAGUGUCACAUUCAGAGGUGAGCAUCAGGAAGAAUAACCUAGCAUCAGUACCGGAUGGAGUGUGCGAGGGCAGGCCUGAGAGCAGGCUGCUGCCCGGGUGCAGCAGAAAUGACGGCGACAUAAAUGGUGCAGGGUGGUAGUGGGGAUGAAGUUCAGAAAAAUGGGCCAGACGGUGAUGUCUUACAUAUUGUAGAAGAAAGAGAGUAACUGACCGGGACACAGACUCUUCUCUUAUAAUCUUGCAAAGCAACUAUUUAGAGGCCUGGCUCCCCUGAGACACAGAACGAAUUUAGCUCAUUCAUUAUACCCUCAACCCCCUCCCAAGAAGUUUAAGUUACAGACGUUUUGCAAACAUCUAAUUUUAUUAGAAACUGCUGAACAGUUUUCUAAACUUCCUACUGGCAAUGUGUAAGAGCUUUAUUUUCUCACCAACACUGCUCCCUAAAUGGGCUGAACCUCACACCCUGGUGGUGACUUUGGCAGAUGCCAGGCCAUCUUCUCCGAGGGCAUGGCAAGAACAAUGGCUACCUCCAGAAGUCCCUCCUUUGCACACUCCUCCUGUCACCAGAUCGGCUCCCCCACCU